AUGUCAAAUACCUCACAGCCAUAUAUGCCAAACGAAUAUGGCGCUGAUUCUAUCAAGGUCUUAAAAGGUCUUGAGGCGGUUAAAAAAAGACCAGGAAUGUAUAUUGGCGAUACUGAUGAUGGGUCAGGAUUACAUCAUAUGAUUUAUGAGGUUGUGGAUAACGCCAUCGAUGAAUCUUUAGCAGGGUAUUGUGAUCUAAUUGAAGUAAUAUUAAAUCCUAAUGGCUCAGUUACGGUACGGGAUAAUGGACGUGGCAUACCGGUAGAUAUUCACGAAGAAGAAGGGAUAUCAGCUGCCGAAGUAAUUAUGACUCAACUACAUGCGGGUGGAAAAUUUGAUCAAAACUCUUAUAAAAUAUCAGGUGGGCUUCAUGGCGUUGGAGUGUCGGUAGUCAGUGCCUUAUCAGAAUGGCUAGAGCUAAGAAUUUGGCGAGAUAAUAAAGAAUAUUUUGUGAAAUUUAAAGAUGGAGUAGCUGAAGCGCCACUGCUACUGCAAGGAGAAGCAUUAGGACCAAAGGGCACAGAAGUUACGUUUUUUCCUUCUAUUACCACUUUUAGCGCAAUUGAAUUCAAUUUUGCUACUAUUGAGCAUAGGCUCAGAGAAUUAGCUUUUUUAAAUUCUGGCGUGAAAAUUUUAUUGAAAGAUUACCGUUUUGCUGAACGCCAAGAAGUAGUAUUUUGCUUUUCGGGCGGAGUGGAAGCGUAUGUAAAAUAUGUGGAUAGAGCAAAAACCUCUUUACAUCAAUGCAUAACUCUUAGUAGCACUAAUACAGACACAGGUAUUACUCUUGAAUUAGCGAUGAAUUGGAAUGAUUCAUAUCAUGAAAAUAUUUUGUGUUUUACUAAUAAUAUCCGGCAACGUGAUGGUGGCACUCAUCUUGUAGCUUUUAAGGCAGCUCUCACCAGGCUCAUUACAGCUUAUAUUGAAAAUACUGGAUAUAAUAAAAAGGCUAAAGUUAAUUUUAUAGGGGAUGAUACAAGGGAAGGGUUAUCAUGUAUUUUAUCCAUAAAAGUACCAGAUCCUAAAUUCUCUUCGCAAACUAAAGAUAAAUUAGUCAGUUCUGAAGUGCGCCCUGCGGUCGAGAAUGCUGUAUAUACUAAAGUGUUAGAAUGGUUCGAAGAACAUCCAAGUGAUGCUAAAAUCAUUAUUAAUAAAGUUAUAGAAGCCGCAAAUGCACGGGAGGCCGCUAAAAAAGCCAGAGAGUUAACUCGCCGCAAAUCUGCUCUUGAAGUUUCAAAUUUACCAGGUAAACUGGCAGACUGCCAAGAAAGAGACCCUGCAGGAGCAGAGCUAUUUAUUGUAGAAGGAGAUUCUGCUGGGGGCACCGCAAAGCAAGGACGAGAUAGGAAAUUUCAAGCAAUUUUACCAUUGCGAGGCAAGAUAUUAAACAUUGAAAGAGCCCGAUUUGAUAAAAUGUUGAAUUCUGAUCAGAUAGGCACAUUAAUCACUGCUCUUGGCACUAGUAUAGGCGAAGAUUUUUCGCUAGUUAAAUUAAGGUAUCAUAAAAUAAUUAUUAUGACUGAUGCAGAUGUAGAUGGAUCGCAUAUUAGAACUCUACUACUUACUUUCUUUUAUAGGCAUAUGAGGCAGUUAAUUGAUAAUGGUUAUUUAUAUAUAGCUCAACCUCCUUUAUAUAAAGUAAAGAAAGGAAAUAAUGAAUUAUACUUAAAAAAUGAGCAAGGUUUACAAGAAUAUUUAAUUAAGUCUACUCUUAACGAUGCGUUUAUUACUCUAAAUGAUGGAACGCAAAUUGUUGGUAAGGAAUUGGAAGGAAUAAUAAAAGGAGUUAUUAAAUUUGUGCAUUUACUUGACCAAGUAAGCAAAAAAUUUAAUAGGCAGCUUGCAGAAUGUUUGACUAUACGCGGUUUAUUAGGAAAGCACAUAUUUGCAGAAAAUACUAGAAACCAAAUUCAUCAAGCUUUAAGUAUUUUAAACCUUGGCGAUUUUGCACCUGAUAAAACAGAUUGGCAGUUUUUAAUUGCUGAAAAUAAUAUAGAAUUCUUUCGUUUUGUACGAGGAGUAAAAGAGAGCAAGUUGCUGUUAAAGGAACAAUUAGACACCCUGGAAUUUACAGGUCUUGCUAAGGCCUUUACUGUUAUUUCAUCUAUAUUUGUUAAUCCUACAAAAUUAUCAAUCAGGAAUCAGGAGCAUGAUAUUAUAUUCCCAAGUAACAUGCUAGACUCUAUUUUAGAAAACGGUAAAAAAGGAAUAACUAUCCAACGUUUUAAAGGGCUUGGAGAAAUGAAUUCUGAGCAGUUAUGGGAAACUACAUUAGAUCAGGCUAAAAGGACAUUAUUACAAGUCAAGGUGCAUGAACAAGAUAGUGCUGAAGUAUUAUUCUCUACCUUAAUGGGAGAUAUUGUAGAACCUCGAAGACAAUUUAUUCAAGAAAACGCCUUGAAUCUCAUGAAUUUAGAUGUGUAG
Molecule: messenger RNA, 2424 nt
Organism: Didymodactylos carnosus
Lineage: Eukaryota; Metazoa; Rotifera; Eurotatoria; Philodinida; Philodinidae
Source: the annotation of a GenBank genome assembly